Botrytis fragariae is the source of this 735-nucleotide messenger RNA. RefSeq names its product putative btb poz domain protein. Lineage: Eukaryota; Fungi; Ascomycota; Leotiomycetes; Helotiales; Sclerotiniaceae. Gene Ontology annotation, molecular function: protein binding. The transcript has 3 exons. The record is from RefSeq and is a predicted model, not a curated record. The coding region runs from base 1 to 735 and encodes 244 amino acids.
AUGAAUUUUGGUUUGAGGUCGUGUGCGUGUCGCAAAACAUACCGAGAAAAUUUCAAAUCGCCCAACUACGAAUCAGAUUCAUCUCUUCAAUUUCGGACAAUGACUAAUAAGGUGGACCGGCUAGGGGAAUUGAUUCUCAAGGAAGGGGACAAGUACUCAGAUCUUAUCAUAAUAUUCCAAGGAGUAGCAUUUCGCGUGCACAGAAAUAUCAUUUGCGUACAAUCCGAAUUCUUCACUACUAUGGUGGAUAGCGAUUGGGAAGAUGGUACUGCUUGUGAGAUACUGCUCGAAUCUGAUGAGACUGAUCUCGAUGUCUUUCAAAGAAUGGUCCGAUUUUUCUAUCACCGCUCUCUUGAUGAUGAACAUGACCUCGUCACUCUUACCAAACUUUACGUUAUGGGGGGGAAAUGGAACAUUCCUUUCCUGAAGGAGAACGCUGCUUCCAAGGUUGAAGUCCUUCUAGACACAUAUUCACGGCACGGUUAUUCUUCUACUGAUGCAGUCUUCGAAAUGCUGAAGCUCGCUUAUGCAUGUCUUCCACAAUUGGAUACUGAUCUCAAAGUUGUCAUCUUGCAUCACGUUCUCAAGCAUGAAAGUUUGGAGGCCUUGAUGAACGAUCGUGACUUCAGAGCUUUUGUUGUGCGGAAUGUAACCAUAGCAAUAGACCUCUUAGAAGCCCAGCUGUAUACUCACAGAAAGGCUCUCUAUAUUGAGAAAAGGUCCGAAGAUCAAUAA